CGCAUUCGAAGAGGAGCGGUCGAAUACCGUGUACAUAAUUUUAAGAUUUAUUUUAAAGGAAUUAUAGAAUAUCAUUAAUCAUGUCUCACACAGAAACUGACAAACUGGCUGACAUAAACAAUAAAAUCGCUCUCAUCAGAAGGGUCACGGAGAAAUGUCAGUUCGCUGUCACCCAGCCAGUGUCACUGGCAAAUCCAACAGUGGCCACAAUGAUCUUCACUGACGAACUAAACGAAAACAUAAUAAAAGCAAGAGAAAAACGUGUAGCGAUCGAAAUGAACGAACUAUCUGAUAACUGUGAAAAACAAAAGAAAAAAGUCGCCGCAGCUCCCAUAACGAGCUCUGGCAUACAUGAUGUUCUGUACAAGAAUUAUGUCACAUACAGAUCGAUUAUAGAUCAGAAAUCAAUCGAUGAAGAGCUCUAUAAGUAUAAAAUAUAUGAGUACCAAACGCAAAUAUUGAGAAGUAAAGGGUUUGUUUGGAGGAAAAUAAGUGGUAAUAAGUGUAUUCUUAUUGAAGACCCAUGGGUUCAAGCGAGGCGGAUUAAAUAUUUGGUUGAUAUGAAGAAAUUUAGGGACCAAGGGAGGACGUUUGCAUACGUUGAAGAAAAGGUGAUCCCUGCAGAUGCUGCAACCUUAUCCCAGUUUCAAUUGGGUUAUCAUUAUCUUGACUGGAAAAAUCAAAGUACAGUGAGAAUUGCAAUAUCGCCACAAUCCGGCUUGUUGGACUUUUCUGUAAAUAAUGUAAGCAGUAAUUCGGACUGGCUCAUAAAAGACAUCUGCAACCAUCUCAGGCCUUCAGAUGUUUUGGUUUUAGAGGAGAACCUGCUUAAGGAAGAACCACUUGGAAAGCCUCCUAAACCAGAAGCCACUAAAGCAGAUAUGAUUAAAUGGCUAGAAGAGAAUAAUAUACCAUGCACUUCUACGAUGCACAGAGCUGAAUUGUAUGAACUUAUCCAAAUGUACAGUGAUAGAUUUAAUGAAAAAUAUUUAACUGAGGAAAUUAUUAAAAGUAAAGGUAUAGACAUCGCGAAAAGACCUAAAGGUUGGGCGAUGUUGAAUUAUUUUGAACCAAUAUGGAAUAUAAGUGCCCUGUGGCAAGAUGUCGGGGACGAAGGUGUCACCGAAAAGGUUACAAAAAGAAUAGAAACGGCAGUGAAACAUAAUCGUUGCGGUUGGACCAAAUUUGGAGAUCAGUUAGCGCAAAAGGAGAGAGAAGUAUUUGAAAAAGAUAUGGAACUAGAGGAAGUGGUAGACAAAUUGUUAACUAUGGCAAAAUUCGAGGAUAUGUCCGAUUUUGAUUUACCUGUUGUUUCGGUAGAUGACGCCAGGAUUGAAGAGAAGUGUGGCUCAAAAUUUUUGAAAAAGUUGUAAUGUGAUAUUAUUCUUAUUGCUUAGU
This is a messenger RNA of Amyelois transitella, 1398 nucleotides long. RefSeq lists its product as uncharacterized. The transcript has 3 exons. Lineage: Eukaryota; Metazoa; Arthropoda; Insecta; Lepidoptera; Pyralidae. The record is from RefSeq and is a predicted model, not a curated record. The coding region runs from base 81 to 1373 and encodes 430 amino acids.